CAUCGUUGACCAUGCGAGGUUUGACCCCCCGAGUGCUUGCAAGCAAGAAAGAAAGAAGUGGUGCCAUCACCAAAACAAACAACCUAUCCACUACGCUUCCCUUUGAGAACGAACGAACGAACGAGUCUCGUGUUGCUUAAUAUUUAUACCAUUCAGUCAUGGCUAGUAGAAUUGCUAUGAUAACAACAAAGACAAUGAAGUUGCUCUCUCUGUAACCCCCCAAACCCAAACCUUCAUUAUCUCAAUUCUCACACUCCCAUUUCUCCCUUCUCUUAUUUAUUAUUAUUACACACAUCAUCACAAUUUGUCAAUUUCCCCGAAGAAAAAAAACCCUAAAAAAUUUGCUCCUUUGGAUCCAUCCAGGGGCACACCCCGGAUCUCCGAUUCUCUAGAUCACUCUCAAGUUCUCAUCUUUUUCGUUUUUGGCGCAGUGGGUCGUUGUUAAAUACAUGGUUUCUGAUCUGGGUUUGAUUUAAGUUGGGGGUUUCUGGGUUUGUGAUUGAAAUGGCUUAUUUCCAUAGCUCAAUCUCCCUCUGCAACUCCUCCGUUGACCAAUACAUGGCGAAUUCCCUCGAUUUCGAGCCGAAAUCGAGGCACAGGAAAACCCCCAAUUCCCUCCAGUCUCCGCCGUGUCGGCGAUCCCGGUCGGCGGUGGUUGACGUUGUGAUUUUUGCAGCAGUUAUCGCGGCUUUUGGGUUCUUGUUGUUCCCCUAUGCUCAAAUUUUGGCUAGUGAGAGUGUCAAAUUUGGAAUUUUGAUUGUGAAUUUGGUCAAAGAGGAGGUUUCUUUUACCCCUUGGAUUUAUAUGUUCAUAGGUGUUAGUGUUACCUUUGCAGCAUUGACUACUUGGGUUCUUGUGGCUUGCACAAUAAGGAAGUGUGGGAACCCCAAUUGCAAGGGUCUCAGGAAGGCUGCAACGUUUGACAUUCAGUUGGAGACUGAGGAUUGUGUGAAGAAUUCACCUUCAUUAACUAAGGAUGGUGGAGUUAAGAAGGGACUGUUUAAGGUUUUUUGUGAUCAUCACCGCGAACUCGAGGCCGAGCUUAAGAAGAUGGCACCCCCCAAUGGAAGGGCUGUUCUUGUCCUCAGAGGAAGGUGUGGCUGUUCUGUUGGUAGGUUGGAGGUUCCGGGACCGAAGAAGAAUCGAAAGACCAAGAAGUAGGAUACAGAAAAGAAGAAACAAAAAGUCUUAUAGGAAGGAGAGGAUAUUGGAUACAGAAUGCAGUCUUAAAUUGGUAGAGUAGUUGCUUAUAGUUAUAUGGUCAUAUUUUAUUUAAAAUUAGGUUGUCUUUCGAAUAAAUCCCUCCAAUUUGGCAAUAAGUUGUAAGAAACUAUGGAUCAUACACAGUUUGAGUAUUUAUACCUGUUUUCAGUUUUUGUGAUAAGUGGGCGCCCAUGAUUAAAGUUACCAAUCUUUUGGUAGAGUACAGGUUAUGAUGGACUGAUGGAAUAAGUUGUUGUUCUGUUCUUAUUGAAUUGAACCUUGUUGAGAUCCAAGUUUAUUAUUGUUGUU
Molecule: messenger RNA, 1512 nt
Organism: Glycine soja
Lineage: Eukaryota; Viridiplantae; Streptophyta; Magnoliopsida; Fabales; Fabaceae
Exons: 2
Coding region: 505-1161 (218 amino acids)
Source: RefSeq, a predicted model, not a curated record